AUGAAUCCCAAAAGCAUAUUGCUUCUUUUAACCACAGUAACCCUCGCAACUGCUGUCCCUUUCUCCCAGCAGCAGACCCCAGUCUCAACCCCGACUAAACAAUCCGCACACCCAGCGCUGAGCGCCGCCUCUGCCUCUGCCUCACCAGAAGCACACAUCGGCAUCUGUCCAGACGCUCACCGGUCCAAACAAUGCUGUCAAAGCAUCGACGGAGUCGGAGAUAACAUCACCAAAUCAUUGGGCCAGGCUAUUCCAUGGUUUAACGGGGUUAAGUUGUCAAGUAUCUUGUCGCUUGAUUGUCAAGCAAUGGCCGAUACAGAUCCGAACGAAAAAUGUAUAAAGGAUGUCAUGUGUUGUAAAGGAUCGCCAAAUGAGAAGGGAGAUAGCCUAGCCAAAGAAUGUGAACCGUACGAGAAAGCAAUGCAGGAUAUGCAGGAAGCUCUGGAGAAGAAUAAGCAGCGGCCUCUUGAGAAGGCGAUGAGUUGGGCGGCUAUGACUAGUUCGAUGCUGGCGGCUUCUUCGUCAUCUGCGGCGGCGGCUUCUUCGUCUCCUAGGUUGGCUUCAAGCAGUGUGCAUGCUGUGCCCACGGGUCACUAG
Molecule: messenger RNA, 597 nt
Organism: Aspergillus nomiae NRRL 13137
Lineage: Eukaryota; Fungi; Ascomycota; Eurotiomycetes; Eurotiales; Aspergillaceae
Exons: 3
Coding region: 1-597 (198 amino acids)
Source: RefSeq, a predicted model, not a curated record